UCUGAGGACAAAAGUACGCGACAACUCGACAAGGGCAAACAAGAACAGCGUAGCUAACUUGAAUAGCUUGAUUGACGCAACCUGCACAACCUUAUGUUUAAAUUUCAUAUGGUGCAUUUUCGUCUGCAGGAUACCUACCACGUGGUUAAAAAGCUUCAUAUAUUUUGCUGUUUACAGUGAGGUACCUAUAUAUAAAAACAUUCCAAAAAUACAUUUUAUGAUACUAAAUGACAUUAUAGUUACAUUGGUAAAGUACCAGGUCACCGUAUCUAGCGUUCGUUUUAGUACUAAAAUAAACAUGUCCUUAGAAAAAGCAAAACAAGUGGCAGCGUACAAGGCGGUAGACAAGUUUGUGACGAAUAAUUCUGUCUUCGGCGUCGGCAGCGGAUCGACAGUUGUAUACGCCGUGCAGCGGCUAGCAGAACGAGUAAAGACUGAAAAGUUGAAGGUGACCUGUAUUCCUACAUCAUUCCAAGCCAAACAGCUCAUUCUCAAGCAUAACCUAAUCCUUGGGGAACUCGAUACGAACCCUCGCAUUGAUGUUACCAUUGAUGGAGCGGAUGAGGUGGAUGCCAACAUGAUCUUGAUAAAAGGAGGGGGAGGUUGUUUGCUACAAGAGAAGAUUGUGGCUUCCUGUUCCAAAAAAAAUAUAGUUAUUGCUGAUUAUACUAAAGACUCUUCUAAACUUGGAGAUAGAUAUAAAAAAGGGAUCCCAGUAGAAGUUAUUCCUAUGGCUUAUGUUCCUAUUAGAAACAAAAUUGUGGAUCUGUUUGGAGGAGAAGUGAAAUUGCGCAGUGCUGUCGCUAAGGCAGGGCCUGUUGUGACUGAUAAUGGAAACUUCAUUCUAGACUGGAUGUUCACCAAUCAAGACUUGGACUGGGAUCAUGUCAACAAAACCAUCAAAAUGAUACCUGGAGUUGUUGAAAUAGGGUUAUUUGUGAACAUGUGUGCGAUAGCUUACUUUGGACAACCUGAGGGGAAUGUCGUUGAGAGAUCUGCUGCAUCAAAUUAGUUUUUUUUUACAUUUUAAUAUAAUACUUUUUGUUUCCGAGCAAGCACAGGCUAUAGUUUUAUAAGAUUUAAGUGUAGAGUUAUUUAAGGGCAAAAUUAUAUAUGGCGUUAUCUAAAAACUCUGUUAUCUUAUGGUGGAAAUGUGUAUAUUUUGCAUCAUUAUUAAAUUUAAUAUUGUUUAUCCCUUCAAGUGGCAAUGUCAUUUUUUUUAGUUGGAAUUUUGAUUUUAUCUCAAUGAAUCAAAUUUUAAAUUUAAAUGACUUAAUAGACCACGACCCGGCGGCCUGCCCCUUGAAGGGUUAUUUGAUAUGAAUAACUUUAUCUAUAAUAAUAAAUAAGUUCAUAUCAUUUACACAGGCACAAUUAAGAUAAAUAUCUUAAAAUUAUUUCAGAAAUCUGGAUUUAUAUAUUUUUUUUUUAAAUCCCAUAAAUCUACAAAGGGUAUCAAUUUUGUAUUUAACAUAGUUUCAUUGUGACAGCAAUCCCAUAUAGUUUUAACAGCUAAGAACUAUAUUUUGUGGCACUGCUACUGAGCUCUAGUCUAGGACAAUGCUGAAAUUGCUGAAUGAGGGCUAACGCGUAUGAAUUCGCCGCUAGGGGCGCUAGUGUAGAUGGUGGUCUUUUCCAUAGUUCGAAAUGUCAAAUGUCACUUGUCACUUCAAUAACUGACAGCUGUUCUUUAGUCUUUUGGACCACCAUCAACAGAGGCGCCGACUGGUGAGCAAAAAAACGAUAGCCCUCAACAUGGCAGUGUGUAGAUCAAAGAGUAGUAUAAUAUGGUGCAGAUGUAGAUAUUCUAUCAUUUUAACCAUAGCAACACUUAUAUAUAAUGUUGAUCUAAACUGUCUGCUUUUUCAUUUUGUUGGUGAUACAGUCAGUAUCAAGUAAUUAAUAGCUGUGUAAUUUGUCAAAUACUUUGGAUAGCUGCUUUGUUAUAAUGUUAGUUUGAAGUUAUUUAUAGUAGAAGAGGUGUAUGAUAAAAACUAUGCCUUCAUAUUCAAGUGUGCCAGCCAAACUAGGUGGCACUAUAUGGUUAGGGGAGAGUGGGUCACAGGUAACAGUGAAUCUUUUGCAAUAACUACUAACAUUACUUGUACAAGGGUAUGCGCUCACGACGUUACCGCUUUUACGCCCCUCCGUUUACCUAACUAGAUACCAUCUCACGUUCAGAACUAAAAUUCGCAGUAAUGAGCAUCAGCUACCACGCAGCUGUAAAUCUAUUUUUUACAUCAUUUUUCAAAAGAAUUUUUUCUUUAUGGCUUGUGAUUACAAAUUCUUUCAUUAUUGUAAAUAUGUUUUUAAUGAAUGAAAAAUCGAUUUAUUACCUUAUUUUAAGCAUGCAACUACCAUCAAUGGGGAAGAGUAGAUUAUAUGAUAUUAGGUCACAGUGGAUCAACGAAAAUAAUGAUAUUAGAACUAUUAGAAGCACAAAACUAAUAUAAAUUUCCACACAAAGAGCGAAAUCUCUGGUCUUCAAUAUGUAGCCAGUAUGCAAAAAAUAAGAUAAAAAAUCAUUGCACACUGAAAAGAAAAACUGAAAAAUUAUGAUCAAUGGAUAUGAUCAAAAUUUUGCACAUAUAUCAUAAAACUUAUUAUAUUUUAAUGGAUAAAUGCUUAAACAAUCCAGUACCUCUUAUAGUUUUGUUUAAUCAGACGGUGAUCCACUGUUACCCACAUAUGGGUAACAGUGAAUAAUUCACUUUUAUAUUUUCAUAUUAUUUUAUUUCUAGCCUUCCUUUUAGCUUUUUUCUGAAAAAGGUUUAAGAGUUAGAUUGAUACUCUAAAGGCUUAGAUAAAGAAACGAUACAAAUUGAAGUUAAAAUGUCGCAACUACAGCUCUUUAAAAAAAGUGAUUCACUGAUUCACUGUGACCCACUCUCCCCUACAUAGGUAACUGAAUUCUGAAAUGACAACUAGAACUCCUGUAUUCUGGAUGUACAGUGACAUCUAUGUUAGGUAAUGAAUUAGAGGCACAAUUUUUUCUUAGAUUUUAUACCAUGUCUUAUGUGGUCACAUAAGUUGCUUCAAUGUAUCUGCUGCUGAUUAUACAAUGAAGCUAAAUAUAGGGUGGGCCAAUGAUAAAUGCAUUUUAACGAAAGACGUUUCGUUAUACGAAAAGAGAAUUUAUCACUGGCCCACCCUUUAUUUAUUACUGUCAUGAAAUAAAUGCUCAACAUCAGGUGCCAUAUAUUUUAUUCUACAUUUUGCACCUAUACAGAAACAUGUAUUUUACGAAAUAAACAAUAUAAACUUUCAGAUCUGGCAUGAUUAGUACUUUGUUACAAAUAUUAUUAUUUACCUUA
Molecule: messenger RNA, 3314 nt
Organism: Cydia strobilella
Lineage: Eukaryota; Metazoa; Arthropoda; Insecta; Lepidoptera; Tortricidae
Gene: Rpi
Product: ribose-5-phosphate isomerase
Exons: 1
Coding region: 218-1012 (264 amino acids)
Biological process (GO): pentose-phosphate shunt, non-oxidative branch; D-ribose metabolic process
Cellular component (GO): intracellular membrane-bounded organelle
Molecular function (GO): ribose-5-phosphate isomerase activity
Source: RefSeq, a predicted model, not a curated record